CAUGAGAACUUCAGGAAACAACAGACUGAGAAAAUAAAGAACCAAGAAAUCAAUUCCAAGGUAUAUUUCCUGAAGCAGACUGUCAGCAACUCCUGUGGGACAAUUGGUCUGAUACAUGCAGUUGCUAAUAAUAAAGACAAGCUGAACCUUGAUGAGGGGUCUGUCCUGAAGAAGUUUCUUGAUGAAACAGCUGGUCUGUCUCCUGAAGAGAGAGCUAAACAUUUUGCAAAUAAUAAGGCUAUACAAGAAGUCCACAAUUCUGUUGCACAAGAAGGACAGUGUCGGGUUGAGGACAACAGUGUGAACUUCCACUUCAUCCUAUUUGCCAAUGUGGAUGGACAUCUGUAUGAAUUGGAUGGGCGCAUGCCGUUUCCUGUAAACCAUGGCACAAGCUCAGCUGACCUGCUGUUGAAGGAUUCUGCGAAGAUCUGCAGACAAUUUACAGAACGUGAAAAAGGAGAAGUUCGUUUUUCUGCUGUGGCUUUCUGCAAAUCUGCCUGAGACUCUGAAGAGAUGCAAGGAGAGCAGUCUAAUAGCACACCAGUAAAUGCAGUCUAAACUCCAGUGCUUCAGUACUUGUUAAACACAGCUGUUCUGGCAACUUAAAUUGUUUCCACCUUUUGCUAUACACAGGAGCAACAUCAGCUGAGCUUAUGCUGAAGGAUGAGCUCAAGUUUUAAUGUGAACAGUUUGGACACGUCAGAUGUCUGUAGACUUUUUUCACAUGUUGAGUAGAAAAUGCUUAACGGGGCUUGUUUAAUCUGUGUCAUGUUAAUUGAGCUGUUGGUUGAUAUUUCCUUGUCCUUAAUGAGAAUAAAAUGUUCUGCUGGAAG
Messenger RNA from Nestor notabilis (Kea), 833 nucleotides. It is a transcript of the gene UCHL1, whose product is annotated as ubiquitin carboxyl-terminal esterase L1 (ubiquitin thiolesterase). The annotation marks the transcript as partial. Gene Ontology annotation, cellular component: cytoplasm. Gene Ontology annotation, molecular function: cysteine-type deubiquitinase activity. The record is from RefSeq and is a predicted model, not a curated record. Lineage: Eukaryota; Metazoa; Chordata; Aves; Psittaciformes; Psittacidae. The transcript is spliced from 6 exons. Gene Ontology annotation, biological process: protein deubiquitination; ubiquitin-dependent protein catabolic process.